ACCAGGUUCACUUUCUUUACAUGGAUCAGACAGGUGACAAUUAUGGGUCUGAAGAACAGAUGUAACGGUCUCUACAAGAGGAUCCUGGUCAGUAGGUAACACCUUACACCCUGAAAACAUACAUAGACUAUUCCUCCAGCUCCUUCUGACCUGGACCAGGCUCAGAUCUGGAAAAGGGUCCAGCUAAAUCCAGAAGGAUCCCAUAGAUUCCAAAUGUGAGAAAAACUGUUAAUUACACUGAACAUGUUAUCAACAGAACAGUACAGCCCUUGCAGUGUCAUGUGUCAUUCUGUUAAUCUAGCCUAUCUAUGCAAUUUACCAUUUUGGACAGAUAAAGCUGAGGUAUUGUGAGGGCUAAGAAUAACAAUUUUCCCACAUAAAGAUUGAGAAGCAUUUAAACAGCAAUUGACACUUUAGCCAUUUUGUCCCAGAUUUGUCUUUUUCAUAUUCUGAAGCUAUUAUUUGGGAGAUAUUUCUCAUAACAUUUUAUUUUUCUGUAUUUCAGUAUUUCUGGGUUAUUCUGACAGUGGCUAAACCAAAUACGUUUUAUUUAUAAUUUCAUUUUGGCUACAUUGUUUGUCUUGGUUUCUACAACAAAUCAUCAGUGGAAAAAAACAUUAAAUAAUAUUUGCAUUACCCCUAACUUUUAUAAUAGACUAAAUGUUCACUCUUGAGCCAAAGAGAAGUUCUCGUGCGUAAACGCGCUCCGGGGCGGCCCCUCCUGCCUCACAGCGGAUCUCGAGCUGUCACAGAACCGGAAGACCCGCCGCUGUGGAUCUGCUCAGCGGACAGAGGAGCAGAGACAGCGGGCUCCGGAGCUCCGCGGGCCGGGUACAAAAUGGACCGAGCGGCCGUGGUGAAGGUGGGGGCCGCGGCAAGUGCCAGUGUGUGCGCGCUGUUCGGAGGGGUGGUCCUGGCGCAGUACAUCGUGGCCAAAAAGAAGCGAGCGGGAAAGAAGACGCGGAUCAUCGAGAUGAUGCCACAGUUUGAGAAGUCCACGGUUCACAUGAAGGACCCGGAGAGAGUGGAGCAGAUCAUCUGUGGCCUCAUCAAGGGCGGAGCCAACAAGCUACAGAUCAUCACAGACUUCGACAUGACGUUAUCCAAGUUCCAAGUCAACGGAAAACGCUGUCCCACCUGUCACAAUAUCAUUGACUACUCGAAGCUGGUGACAGACGAGUGCCGACAAAAGCUGGUGCAGCUGAAGAAUCAGUAUUACCCCAUCGAGAUUGACCCCCAGCUCACCAUGGAGGAGAAGUACCCCUUUAUGGUCGAAUGGUACUUUAAGUCUCACUCUCUUCUGGUGGAGCAGAGGUUACAGAAGGACAAACUGCCUGAAGCCGUGCGAGACUCUGACGCUGCGCUCAGAGACGGAUACGAGCAGUUCUUCGACCGCCUGCAGCAGCACAAUGUCCCUGUGUUCAUUUUCUCGGCUGGUUUGGGAGACGUCCUGGAGGAGAUCCUCAGACAGUCCGGUGUUUAUCUACCAAACGUCAAAGUGGUCUCCAACUUCAUGGACUUCGACGACAACGGUGUGAUCCGGGGCUUUAAAGGAGAGCUCAUCCACGUCUAUAACAAACAUGACGGCGCUUUGAGGAACACUGAGUAUUUUAAACAGUUAAAAGAGAACUGUAACAUCAUCCUGAUGGGAGACUCUCUGGGAGACCUGAGCAUGGCCGACGGAGUGGCCAAUGUCGAGAACAUCCUCAAGAUCGGCUUCCUCAAUGACAAGGUGGAGGAGCGGCUGGACAAAUACCUGGAUCAUUACGACAUCGUUCUGGUUCGGGACGAGACGCUGGAGGUGCCCAACGCCAUUCUACAGAAAGUGCUCUGAGUCCAGACCUCUCCCCCUGCCUCAGAGAGAUCUAACCCACAACCUCCAACAGAGAGAGCAGGAGUCGAACCCACAACCUCCUUACUGAGAGGAGGAACAGUUGGCGGCUCCAGACGUUUCUGAGGAGGACUCUAUGUUAGGACAGGUUUAAGUGAGAGGGGAGUCACUCCAGCUCUCUGCUCCAGGCCUCGAAACGGCACAGACUGGUUUUUAAAAGUGGUGAUGUGCAAUCAGAUGUUUUUAAUUUGACAAAUGACACUUUUAAUUUUUUCUAUCCUGGAACAUGGCCCAAAUACAAGCUAAUAAUACUCUCAGUAGUAGAAGAACUUUUAAAGGUAUAGUGUGUACCGUAUUUUCCGCACUAUGGGGCACGCUCAUAAGUCUCCAACCCCAUCAAAACAACUGCGUGUCUCACAAUCCAGAGCGCCCUAUACACAAAUUAACUCAGGUGUCCCAGCACAACUUCAUUAAACUACACACAGCCAAACACAUCCGCAGACACACUCGUCACUCCACGCCGACGAGGAAAGGAACGGAGGAACGAACCGAAAAAGCAAGUGCAAUGUGCCACUUCUAGACACAACUGAACAACCGAGUCACUGCGAACACGCCGACAAUCCGUUGGUCCCAGACAGCACCCUCCCUACACGCCACAACUGAACAAAGCCCAGAGUCACCGUGAACGCCACAAACAAAACCACUCACCCAUCACACUGUUGUGUUUCCCUUAAACUUUGGUGCUCACUUAUUUGUGAAAAAAGUCUGAAAAUAGUGACAGUGCGCCUUAUAAUCCAAAGCGCCUAAUAGUGCGAAAAACACGGUAACUUUGUGGAAAUAAGUAAUUCAUUUAUUUUAUUUGAUUGAUUUUGUUCAGUGCUUACAAAGAAAACAAAGGCUUACACUGCAAAGUAAGCAAGUUUGCCCAAAAUUUAAGAUAAAAAAACCCAAAACACUUCAAUCUAUCAGAAAAUAACUUAAAAGUACUGAAAUUAUUUGCCCAUGCAGCAAGAUCAUUUGACUUGACAAGUUCUCUUAAAAUAAAUUAACUCUAGACUAGAACAAAGCAUCUCAGAACUAGUAAGUCAAUCAUAAAUCUGAAAACAAGAUGAAUAACCUGAUAGAAAUUUUUAAAAUCUUGGCCAGAUUAGAGAAAGUUAAAACCAUAUUUGAGAAGAUGGACAGAUUUUAAGCCAUACUGUGGAAGAUUAUAGCCAAAGGAACAUUUCCAUGGAAACAAGCAAGAAGAAGCCCUCCUCUAUGCCAAUUAAGAGUCGGUUUUGUGGAGAUGCAAGCCUGCUCACAGUAAAGAUUCAUGUUUUUCCAAGUUUGUCAGUGCAAUAAACACAUCCAGUAUGAAAAUAACACAUAAGUUUACAGAUUGUGGCUUUAAGAGAAGACUGACUGAUACUUUUACAGCUAUCCACAGUCAAUCCUUUUUACCAAAUCCCGUUAGUAUUCAUUUCACGCUUUAAAAUAAACACAAUAUUUGGAUAGAGGCCAAUUACAGUUUAACAUAAAAUCUCCUCAUUGUGUAUUUAAUACAAUAUACACAAGCCACUACAGGUUUUACCCCAUAUCAGUUUGUAUUUUAUAAUGAAUUACAUUUUAUUUUUAA
Boleophthalmus pectinirostris (great blue-spotted mudskipper) is the source of this 3449-nucleotide messenger RNA. It is a transcript of the gene nt5c3a, whose product is annotated as 5'-nucleotidase, cytosolic IIIA. Bases 839 to 1834 code for a protein of 331 amino acids. Gene Ontology annotation, molecular function: magnesium ion binding; 5'-nucleotidase activity. The record is from RefSeq and is a predicted model, not a curated record. Gene Ontology annotation, cellular component: cytoplasm. The transcript has 8 exons. Lineage: Eukaryota; Metazoa; Chordata; Actinopteri; Gobiiformes; Gobiidae.